UGGUACAUAUAAAUCGGUGAGAAUAGAUGUAACUCAGCAAUGUGGCACUAUAUUACUCCCUCCGUCCCAUAAUGUAAGAUGUUUUUUGAUACUAGUGUAAUGUCAAAAAAACGUCUUAUAUUAUGGGACGGAGGAAGUAGUAUUGAAUAUUUUGAAUUGGUAAACGACAUCGGGAGGAAAGACCUGCAUGUGCUCAUGAGGCAGCGGGGGUCAAGGCCCAAUACAGGCAGAACACAACGCCGGAGGCAGAUGCCCAAGGACGAAGGAAUCGUUAUUAUACGUUACUAAUAAUAAACCUAUAGAGAGACCUAAUUAGUACCACCUCGUCUAUAUGUUUUAAAUUCAAACUAAAAACAUAAAUUCAUAAAAAAAAGCGUAUUCCAUACUUUAUUAUUAGGAAAAGACUAGAAACAUGAACCUGACGCUUAUUACUAAGUGAAUCUGGGAAAAUUCAUGAAAAUUUUCCUGGCUUAUUGCACCUGAACCGGUAGGCCUCGUUAGCGACAGAUACAGUAUAUAUUAAUAAAUAAACAAUAUAGCCACAACCCAACCCAAAUUGCCCACCUUAACCCGGAAGGUUUCGUUGCCUCCGACUCCGACCGACCCGGCUAGGCUCCCACUCCCAGCCGCCACACCACCUACCAUCGCCGCCCAGCCCCUCUCCUCUCCGCCGCGCCGCCCAACGCUCCUCGCCUCUGCACGCCACAUUUCUCGCAGGCCACCAAACCACCCCGCUAGCAGCUGCUGCUUCCAUCACUGCUCCGGCGAGGCCGCCGGCGGAGUGCAGAUGGCGGCGGCUCUCGGCGCGGCGGCCACGCUCCUUGGCAAGGUGUUCACGAUGCUGUCCGCCGCCCCGGUGGCGGCGUACGUGGACAGCCUUCAGCUCGGCCUCAACUCGGAGCAGAUCAGGGACAGGCUGCUGCACACGCAAGGCCUGCUGCACAACGCCCAGGCCCAUGGGAGCCACGUCGGCGACAACCCUGCUCUGGAGCGCUUGCUGGAGAAGCUGAGCCGGGACGCCGACCAGGCGGAGGACCUGCUGGAUGAGCUCCACUACUUCCAGAUCCAUGACAGGCUCCACGACACCACCUACGCCGCCACCCAAGCCAAUUUUCUCCGUCAUGCUCGCAAUGCUCUCCGGCACACUGCCACCAGCAGCUGGGCCGCAUGCUUUUCUUGUUCCUCUGCACAAGAUGAUGAUGAUGAUGGGUUAAGUUUCCACCCAGUGAUCUUCUCCAGGAAAAUCAAGUCGGUGUUACAGGACAUGCAGACGCACUGUGAUUCCGUCUCGGGUUUGCUUGGCAAUAUCCCAAGCAACAGCAUGGCAGUCGCCCUACGCCGGCCGCAGAUUGGAUCCACAAUUAUACAAGACACUUUGUAUGGCAGGACAGACACUUUUGAGGAAACUGUCAACCGUAUCAUCAGCUGCAAACACCCUGUUUCUGUUCUUCCUAUAGUUGGUCCAGGGGGUAUUGGAAAGACUACCUUCGUCCAACAUCUCUAUAAUGAUGCAAGGCUGUAUAGUGAUACCAGGGGGGCUGAAAAUCACUUCCAAGUCAGGGUCUGGGUAUGUGUCUCGACUGAUUUCGAUGUGCUGAAGCUCACCAGGGAGAUCCUUGCUGGCAUACCUGCAGCUGAAGAAGGAGGAAGCAGAGGUGUUGCAAAUGAAGCAACCAGUAUAGACCAGCUUCAGAAAUCCAUAAGGCAACAUCUCAAGUCCAAGAGAUUUCUAAUUGUGUUGGAUGAUAUAUGGAAAUGUGACAGUCAGGACCAGUGGAAAACUUUCGUAGCUCCGUUCGCAAUGGGGGAAGCCAAAGGAAGCAUGCUACUUGUCACAACUCGAUUCCCAAAGGUAGCAGACAUGGUGAAAACAGUUGAUCCACUAGAGCUGCGAGGUUUGGAGUCUAAUCACUUCUUCACAUUCUUUGAAGCAUGUAUGUUUGGUGAAGACAACAAGCCUGAGCAUUAUGAAUAUGAGUUAGCUGGUAUUGCACGAAAAAUUGCAAACAAGCUAAAGGGUUCUCCGCUCGCAGCCAAAACAGUUGGUAGGCUAUUGCAGAAGGGCCUUUCUCAGAAACAUUGGAAUGGAGUUCUUGAAAAGCAUCAGUGGCUAAAGCAGCAAAAUAGUGAUGAUAUCAUGCAAUCUUUAAAGAUUAGCUACGAUUACCUCCCUUUUGAUCUGAAGAAAUGCUUUUCCUAUUGUGGCCUUUUCCCUGAAGAUUAUUGGUUUACUCCUUCGGAAAUCAAUCAUUUCUGGGUUGCAAUAGGCAUCAUAGACUCUAAUCACCAAGCCGAUAGGAAUUACUUGGAAGAAUUAGUGGACAAUGGUUUUAUCAUGAAGAAGAAAGAGUAUUAUUUUGAUGAUCUAUCUAAGAUUGUAAUGCAUGAUUGCUAUGUAAUGCAUGAUUUAAUGCAUGAGCUAUCUCAAAGUGUUUCUGCACAAGAAUGCCUCAAUAUAAGUGGCUUUGAUUUCAGAGCUGAUGCCAUCCCACAGUCUGUUCGACACUUAUCUAUCAACAUAGAAGACAGAUAUGAUGCAAAUUUUGAGGAAGAAAUGUGUAAACUAAGGGAGAAGAAAGACAUUAUUGCAAAUCUGCGGACUUUGAUGAUUUUUAGAGGAUAUGAAGAAAGAAUCGCCAAGAUUUUGAAAGAUUGCUUCAAGGAAAUAAAUAGUCUGCGUGUCCUAUUUAUAGUGGUGAUGUCUGCACAAUCUUUUCCAUAUAGGUUUUCAAAACUUAUCCACCUCCAAUACCUCAAAAUUAGUUCAUCUUACAACCGUGAAAUGAGGGAAAUGAGUUUACCUAGUACACUAUCAAGAUUUUAUCACUUGAAAUUCUUGGACCUAGGUCGUUGGCGUGGUCGUUCUGAUUUGCCUGAAGACUUUAGCCACCUUGAGAAUUUACAUGAUAUCCGUGCUGAAAGUGAACUCCACUCCAAUAUUCGCAAUGUUGGAAAGAUGAAACAUCUGCAGGAGCUAAAAGAAUUCCAUGUCAGGAAAGGGAGCAUGGGAUUUGAACUGUCAGAACUUGGGGCAUUGACAGAGCUUGAAGGACGACUGAUUAUACGUGGUCUUGAACACGUGGCAACCAAGGAGGAAGCUACUGCAGCCAAACUGAUGUUGAAAAGGAAUCUGAAGGAGUUGGAAUUACUCUGGGGCAGAGAUGGACCAAUUGCAGAUGCUGGUAUUCUUGAUGCUCUUCAACCACACUCUAAUAUUAGAGUACUUACAAUUGCAAAUCAAGGUGGUACGGUUGGUCCUAGUUGGUUGUGUCUUCACAUCUGGUUAACAAGUUUAGAGAGACUCACUCUGGAAGGCGUAUCUUGGAGCACCCUCUAUUUGAAGAAAAAUUCUGGAAUUCAUCAGUUUGGGCCUCGAUGUGGUGGCGCUCCAGGCAAAUGUUUUAUGCGCUUGAAGACAGUUGAGUUUUAUGAGAUGCCUGAACUUGCUGAAUGGGUUGCGGAACCUAAUUGUUGUUCCUUUCCAAGUCUUGAAGAAAUCAUAUGCAUCGAUUGUCCCAAUCUCCGUGUGAUGCCCUUGUCGGAGGUAUGCUGCACCAAUUUGCGCAGACUUUUUGUUUCUGGGUGCCCCAAGAUGUCUCUGCCCUCCAUGCCUCACACCUCCACACUGACAGAUUUGGUUGUUAAAAGAGGUGAUUUAGAAACGUUGUCUUAUGAUGGAGAGAAUUUGCUUGUUAGUGGGUAUGGCGGUGCUUUGGCCUCCCACAAUCUGGAUAAAGUAGAAGAUAUGACUGUCGGAAGAUGCGACGAUUUGUUCGCUGAAGGGCUGGAUGGCAGUAUUGUCUUCCGUUCAGUUAAGAGUCUAAAAUUAGAUGCAUCUCAUCUUACUAUCAGCAAAUCUUCAUCGUCAAAAGUGUUAAACUGUUUCCCAGCUCUUUCUGUGUUGGAGAUAGUUGGAGGCAAUGAGGAAUGUGGAAUGCAGUUCCCAUCAUCCAGCUCACUGCAGAAACUUACCUUCUCAGCCUGUAAGGGCCUGGUUCUUGUGCCUGUGGAGAAGGAGAAUGGAGGAGGAAUUCAGGAGCACAAGUCAUUGCUCCAAUCGUUAAUAAUAUUCUGCUGUGGCAAAUUGUUCUGUCGGUGGCCCAUGGGAGAAUCAGAGGCCAUUUGCCCUUUCCCUGCUUCCCUGAGGGAACUUGUUGUUUACGAAGAGCCAAGCAUGAAGUCAAUGGCUGUGCUCUCAAACCUCACAUCUCUCACCACUCUAAGGCUACUGGACUGCAGUAAUUUAACAGUGGACGGAUUCAAUCCUCUCAUCGUAGUCAACCUCAUAAAACUGCGAGUGCGUAGGUGCAACACCUUAGCAGCAGAUCUGCUCUCAGAGGUUGCAAGGGCCAAAUUAUUGGCUGCAGGUUCCUUCCGAUUGGACAAACUCAGGGUGGAUGACAUCUCUGGAUUGCUUGUUGCUCCUAUUUGCAACCUCCUCGCCCUGGCCCUCCACACACUUGAAUUCCAGUAUGACUGGAGGAUGGAAAACUUCACGGAAGAGCAAGAGAAAGCGCUGCAGCUCCUCACCUCCCUCCAGAAACUAUUUUUUUCCGGGUGCGAUGGUCUGCAGUCCCUUCCUCAAGGGUUACAUCGCCUUUCUUCUCUCAAGGAGUUACAUGUCCUUAACUGUCCAGAAAUCCGAUCGAUGCCCAAGGAGGGCCUCCCGGUUUCACUGAGAAAACUAGAGAUAGAUUGUCGCAGCACUGAGAUAAACGAGCAAAUUGAGAAAAUCAAAAGAACCAACCCAGAUUUAUCCGUCAAAGACUACUAGCAGGUUCCACUCCACUCCACCACUGUUGCAAUCAAUCUUUUGUGCACACAAGUUGGCAAACCUGCACAAUAAUCAGCAGGUGCGAGAUACAACUGACUCUUCAUUCUGCAUGCAACGCUAGCUGUUAACUAUAUGAUCGAUACAACACAUUGUGCUACAUGAUGGAUAUUUCUCUGCAAGUCAAAUCUGCCGGCUUCUGUUACCUAUGUAUGUGAAAUAAAAAAGGGCGUGCGAGACAUGACUCACUCACUCACUUGGUACCAAUCAAGAAGAAGACUUGAGUCAUAGCUGCAAGAAGUGAGGCUGGAAUCAUGGAAUUGAAUUAUCAAGCUUGUGCUCCUUUUUCGCAUGAAGCAGAGGAUGCUGCUGCUGCUUUGUAAAAAAGCACCUGAUAUAUCAUUUAUGUAGCCGAGAGUGCAUUUAUUUUACAUAAUGAGUCUCUCUGCUCUGAAGCUACUCAGAAUUGUUGGAUGUCCAAGUCUGAUUGAGAAGGUGCCAAGGGGAGGAUGCCCACAAGAUUUGUCACAUCCCCAAUGUCAAAUUCAGCUGAGCUGGUGCACAGAAUUUUUGGUUUCUUGCUCAGAUCAGGAGUAGAACAGGGUGGAAGUUAUGGAUAUGAUGGCUGCGGCAGAGUAAUUCCAUCUCAACCCUCUGCCCUUUGGUUGGAGGACAACGAGGUGGAGGUGUGCAGCAACGACCCUGGCCUCCUCAGCUCCUUCUCUUUCUUUCUGUAGAGUUUUUCAAGGACAGAAACAUAUAUAUAGUUUUUUUUAUAUUAUAUAUUAUAGGAUGCAGUCUUAGUCGUAGGCUUGUAGGUAAUCUUGUCAACAUUUGUUUUUUUAGAGCAAAAGGGCCACAGCCCGUUCCAUUACCGAAGAAUGAAACAACAGAUUUUACAUCGUUAUUACAGCUCCAGUUUUUGUUCUGAAACUUUACCAAGCAAAGCCAGAAGAGGAAAAACUGCAUGCAAAUGCAGCAAUAGACAGAAAAAAAAGAGAGUAGAUGCUUAGCUGUUUUACGAAAUUGUUGGGUAUAGUCGCCCGGUGGAUACCAACAAGUACUGGAAGCUGUUCUGUUGGUCCCUGCUGCUGCUGCUGCUGCUGUUGUUUUAGUCAAGAAGUAAUUCUGGCCAAUACUAGUUAUUACUGUUGUGAUUCAGAGAGGAAUUAAACGUCCUGGUUCUGCCUCGAUCUGCCCGAAGAGAAGAGAAGAAACCCUGCUAUACAUUUGCUGUCAGCUCUGAGGCCAAGACCCGCGCAUCUUCAGCCUCAGCAUCACAGAUCCUGCUGGUCAGUUGCUGCAUGGUGCUUCAGCCUUUAGGUGACUCGGGCGCUGUGGCGCCCAAGGAAUGGAAGACUGAAAUAUCUUCGAGCAGGCAAUUUUCAUUGUGCCAUAACAUCCAGCUGGCACCCACAUGACUGACACGGCUGUUCUGGACUUUCUGUAUUUCGCUCAAGAUCAAUUUUCACAAUGCGAAAAAUGACUGACUGAUGUUGUUCUCCUCUACUAGUGCUUGUCAGAGAGUACUGUCGUGAUUCAGAAAGGAAUUAAACGCCAUGGUUAUGCUUCUGCCAGAGGAGAGCAGCCCCUGCUCCUGUUGUAUAUAUAUUCCCCGACAGCUCUGGGCCAUGACCCCGUAAGAUAGUGCGCAAAAUAGUACCACACGAGGGUUCACGGUCCUGGUCAGUUGCUCGAUGAUGCUCACUGGGAGCAGCCAUGCCAUGCAAAUUGGGAACAUAUUUACUUAUUCGUCUGCUUUUGUAAAGUAAUUUAUUUAUAAUAAAGGUUGUCGAUGGUUCAUUGUCAAACAAAUCUCGUCAGACAAAAUAAAUUUCGUCCAUCCUCAUCACCUGAUGUUGUUUUGUAACUGAGCCCUUCCAUUUUUCUUGCAACAACACUU
Triticum dicoccoides is the source of this 6674-nucleotide messenger RNA. RefSeq names its product putative disease resistance protein RGA3. The transcript is spliced from 8 exons. The record is from RefSeq and is a predicted model, not a curated record. NCBI's taxonomy places the organism in Eukaryota, Viridiplantae, Streptophyta, Magnoliopsida, Poales, Poaceae. The coding region runs from base 788 to 4774 and encodes 1328 amino acids. Gene Ontology annotation, molecular function: ADP binding.